Ylistrum balloti is the source of this 3972-nucleotide messenger RNA. RefSeq names its product phosphoglucomutase-1-like. The record is from RefSeq and is a predicted model, not a curated record. Lineage: Eukaryota; Metazoa; Mollusca; Bivalvia; Pectinida; Pectinidae. Gene Ontology annotation, cellular component: cytosol. The transcript is spliced from 9 exons. Gene Ontology annotation, molecular function: phosphoglucomutase activity; magnesium ion binding. Bases 38 to 1735 code for a protein of 565 amino acids. Gene Ontology annotation, biological process: carbohydrate metabolic process.
AUCGAAGUCAAGGUCGUUGCAGACGAAUUUCUGGAAGAUGGAGCUAUCAGUAACUUCAGUGUCAACCUCAACAUUUGAGGGCCAGAAGCCAGGGACAAGUGGUUUGAGAAAAAAUGUUAAAGUUUAUCAACAACCUCAUUACACGGAAAAUUUUGUGCAAUGCACAUUGUCAGGGGGUUUGAAGGAUAAGUUGCUCGGAAGUACGGUGGUAAUUGGAGGCGAUGGACGGUAUUACAUGAAGGAAGCAACUGAGAUAAUUAUACAGAUGUGUGCAGCGAAUGGGGUGAAAAAAGUGAUUGUUGGAGAGAAUGGGUUGAUGUCCACACCAGCUUUAUCCUGUGUGAUCAGGAAGUAUCAAACAGAUGGCGGAAUUAUUCUCACAGCCAGUCACAAUCCUGGGGGUCCUGAUGCAGAUUUUGGUAUCAAAUUCAACACUGCUAAUGGAGGUCCUGCCCCUGAAAAUGUAACCAAUGCCAUUUUUGAGUUGACAAAGACCAUAUCAGAAUACAAGAACUGCUCUGACCUGCAGCCAGUUAUUUCUGUAAUUGGAUCUACUGAUUAUAAGGUUGAUGGUCAUGUCUUCACUGUAGAGGUUAUUGACUCAGUUGCUGAUUACGCUUCAUAUAUGAAGGAGAUCUUUGAUUUCGGUGCUAUUCGUAGCUUGCUCUCCGGAUCAGAUGGAAAGCCAGCCCUUAAAAUUCUCUUAAAUGCUAUGCAUGGAGUGAUGGGCCCCUAUGUCACUAAGAUUGUGUGUGGAGAGCUUGGAGCUCCUGAAGACAGUGCUGUCAACUGUGUGCCUCUUACAGAUUUUGGAGGUCAUCAUCCCGACCCAAAUUUGACUUAUGCAGCUGAUCUUGUUUCUGAAUUGAAGAAAGGUCAGCAUGGAUUUGGAGCUGCUUUUGAUGGUGAUGGGGACAGGAACAUGAUUCUCGGAAUGGAUGCCUUCUUUGUAACCCCAUCAGAUUCUCUGGCUGUACUGGCCAACAACCUGCAGUGUAUUCCUUACUUCAGGAAGGAUGGUGGCAACAAGAAAGGGUUUGCCCGCAGUAUGCCUACCAGUGGUGCUGUGGAUAGGGUGGCUAAGAAGAAGUGUGUGGAGUGCUUUGAGGUACCUACUGGCUGGAAGUUCUUUGGUAACCUUAUGGAUGCAGGUCGUCUCACUUUGUGUGGCGAAGAAAGUUUUGGAACUGGAUCUGACCACAUUCGAGAAAAAGAUGGACUAUGGGCUGUGCUUGCUUGGCUGUCAAUCCUAGCAGAGAAACAAUGUAGUGUGGGGGACAUUCUCUCAGAACACUGGAAAGAGUAUGGGAGGAACUUCUACACUAGGUACGACUACGAGAACUGUGAGUCUGGCCCUGCCAAGAAGAUGAUGGACAACCUAAACGCAUUGAUAGAUGAUGGAACUCUGGUAGGGGCUACCCACAAUGUAGGAGGCAAGACAUACAAGGUGGCCACCAUGGAUAACUUCAGUUACACUGACCCUAUUGAUGGCAGCAUCAGCAAAAAUCAGGGGGUGAGAAUAAUUUUCUCUGAUCAAUCACGUAUCAUAUUCCGACUGAGUGGGACUGGAAGUAGUGGUGCAACCAUCAGGAUGUACAUAGAGGGAUAUGAGUCAGACUCUGACACUUUCACUAAAGAUCCCCAGGAUGUGCUCAAACCGUUGAUAGAAAUUUCACUACAAAUUUCACAGUUAAAGGAGUUGACAGGACGUGACAAACCCACAGUCAUCACAUAAAGACCAUGUUGUUGAAGAAAAUUAUAUAUAUUUAUAGUCCCUAUUAAAAACCUACCACUAAUUAUGAUUAUGUGAAAAUGUUGGCUUUUUGUUGGCACUGAAAAUAUUGCAUAGUAUUUCAUACAAUAUUUAUACAUCAUAUCUUUUUGAAAUGAAAAAUAAAGCACUUGCAGUCCUUUAGGUAGAUUUGAUUGUUUGAAAUGCAGGACAUGUUUUAGAUUUGAAAUUUUAGAAAUUUUUGAUGUAAGCAUUGUAAAGUGGGAAGGGAGUUAACUCCUGUAAGCAUGCACAAAGAUAUUAAUCAGAGUAUCAUUAGUGUUAAGUUGUAGUAGAUGUCAUGGAAUUAUAGAUACCAUAAUCAUAGAGUUAGAAUGGAGUUGACUGAUGGAAGGGGGCAAUUACUGGAUAUAUUCUAUAUUAAUACAAUAGUAAAAUUGGAGAUUACUAAUUAGGGUAUCGGUGGUAUUUAACUGGGGUUUCGUUUGAUAUACAACGUUAGCAUUACCAGCAACAUUCCAAUUUCAUUUAAUGUUAUUUUCCCCAUUACUCUUUUUGAAGUGUUAUUCUGGGGAAAUUUGAAAAUGCUUAGAAUAAGAUUUUGUUUUAAAAGCAUUGUAAAGGAAAUUGAAAUAGUUAUAAAAAUGCAAUAAAUAAAAAAAAAGUGUAGUCAUGUGCUUACAACUUAAAAAAUUUGUUUAUAAGAAAUUCAUUAACUGGCAUUGUGUCUUACUAAAAUUAGGUGACUUGCUCUUUUUAACUGUAUGUAACUUACUCCAUCUUAUAUUACCACCAUUGGAUGAGAGAAUAAAGAAUACAAAAUUGAGGACUUAUACCACCUUGUAUACAAUGUUAGGGCUCUUUACUAUGUCUUGCUUGUUUCAAUUCAUAAAAAAAGGUCUUUCAGAAUAUGAUAUUUUGACACUGUCUUCAUUGCAAUGUCAUAAUUGCUAUUCAAGUUUACAAACACAUAUAAACUGUCACAGGCAUAGUCUGAUGUAGGUAUAGAAUUGUAUGCAUAUAUACUGUCAACUCUGACACUGUGUCAUUUAUUUCAUCAUGGGAUGACAAUUUUUUUGUUAAAUUUGUUAACAAUGAUUGAUUAUGUGUGUUCAAAUAGCAUUUAUUGUGCUUGGCAUCAUCUUUGGUGCAAAGUUAUAUUUAAACUUUUUUAAACUAUUUUUAAAAGUGCUAAUUAUAUUCAGUGAAGGAAAAAGUCUAGUCACAGAUUCUUAUGGGUAUGACUAUUGAAUUAUCUGUGUAAAAAAAAAAUACAUGAAUAUACAGUUGGUGCAAAAUUAGGUACAGGGGAAAGUACUUAGCUAUAUAUUCAGGAUUUGGUUAACUAUGAUAUAAUGUAUUAUGUACUUGUAAUAUUUUAGGUAUACUGUUAAAAUCUUUUGCUCUUAGUUACAGGUCCUCAAUAAUUCAAAAUUGAAUAAAUACAUUUUACAUACCUGCAUAAUAUCCCAAACCAGAUUUAGAUAUUGCUUGCUUAUCCAUGAUGUUUUCAAUAACUAUGACUGUCCUCACCAUUUUUAUUUUGAGUAUGCAUGUAAGUGCCCUGGUUUGUUAAAGAUUUUUUUACCUUAGAUUGUUUAAAAGAUAAUUUACAAACAUGAAGUAAUUGUUAGCUAAUGAAGAUCUAUUUAGAUUUAUCUGUUACAGUUUCAUGUUAAUGAAGAAUAUUUCAACACUAUUGGAAUAGGUCUAUCACAGGUAAUAUGUAGAUCAAUGUGUUAUCCUACAAUUAAUAUAAAAAGGAAUACCUUUAUUCUUCAUGUUAUUUUCAUCAUUUCAGGGUUAUUUUCACUACAAAAUCAUAUAAUUCUUUUACAGAUGAAGUAAUUUACAUUGAUCGAUAAAAUAUAUUUAAUAACUAGUCUUCAUGUAUUUUUAUUUUACCAAUGAAGACUGCCAUAUCAUUGUAUAAAUAUAUAUAUAUAUAUAUAUAUAUACAUUUGUGAGUAGGUUGAUUUGUAACAGACUUAUCCAAUUUACUGUUGUUUUCUUGACAGAAUCACAAAUGCCAAAAAGCUUGUUGAAUUUGAAACCUUGAUCUGUGUUUUUAAUGUACUUGUAACAAAGUGCGUCAGUUUCUACAUUGUUAUCAUUUGAAGAUAUUAUUUGUUAGUUAUAAUGCUGUAAGUUGAUACAGAGUUAUCUUUCUUAGCAUUAAAAUUUGUACAGUACAAUUUUCUGUAUGCAAUAAAGGAAUGAAAUAUGAUGGAAAUUAGAAA